UCUCUCUCUCUCAGUGUGGCAGUCUGUCUACCUGCUGCGGACCCAGACAGGCAGGCAGUCCGGAGCCGUGGAGCUAUCCCAGCAGCCAGAGCCCAGGGGCGGCCGGUGGGAGGAGGCAGAGAGUCCGCAGCAACACUCAGCCUCUUUGACAGCCGUCGGAGGAAGGAGCCACCUGCACCAACACAUGUCUACGGAGCCGUCUGCAGAGCGGGACCUGGACGGGUUAGGGGAGCAGGCGACAGACGGAAACACCAGACUGACGGACAUCAGCGGGGGCACAGAGGGCCGCAGCAUGGCGUCCAUACCGGAGUACUACGCCGGCAAGAACGUGCUGAUCACAGGAGCCACAGGCUUCAUGGGAAAAGUGCUGGUGGAGAAGCUGCUGAGGGCGUGCCCUGAGGUCAGAGCCCUGUACCUGCUGGUCAGACCCAAGGCCGGACAGUCCAUGGAGCAGAGGGUCAGCGACAUGAUGACCUGCAAGCUUUUUGACCGAGUGCGUGAGGUCAACCCCGACUUCCACCUGAAGAUCAUCCCCAUCAGCAGCGAGCUGACGCAGCCAGGCCUGGCCAUCAGCCCCGAGGACGUGGAGAGGCUCUCCGCCUGCAUCAACGUGGUCUUCCACUGCGCCGCCACCAUCCGCUUCGACGAGCCGCUCAAACACGCCCUGCAGCUGAAUGUGAUCGCCACCCAGCAGCUCCUCAGCCUGGCCAAGCAGAUGCAGCACCUCGAGGCCUUCGUUCACAUCUCCACGGCCUAUGCAAACUGCAACCGCAAGCACAUCGACGAGGUCAUCUACCCGCCACCCGUCGAGCCCAAGAAACUCAUCGACUCUCUCGAGUGGAUGGAUGACAGCAUCGUGCGGGACAUCACGCCGCGGCUCAUCGGGGACCGGCCCAACACGUACACCUACACCAAAGCCCUGGCGGAGUGUGUGGUGCAGCAGGAGCAGGACAAGCUCAACAUCGCCAUCAUCAGACCCUCCAUAGUGGGGGCCAGCUGGCAGGAGCCUGUCCCUGGUUGGAUUGACAACUUCAACGGGCCGAGUGGAGUCUUUAUAGCCGCUGGAAAGGGGAUCCUGCGCACCAUGAGAGCUAACAACGACGCGGUGGCUGACCUGGUCCCCGUGGACAUGGUCAUUAACCUCACACUGGCUGCGGGCUGGUACACCGCUGUGCACAGAAGGAAAACAGAAAAACAGAAAGAUGAAAGACCUAAAUCAGCUCUGGUGUACAACUGCACCACCGGCGGCAUCAACCCGUUCCACUGGGGACAGAUUGAGCACCACGUGAUGUCGUCCUUCAAGAGGAACCCUCUGGAGCAGGCUUUCCGCCGGCCCAACGCCAACAUCACCUCCAACUACCUGAUGAACCAGUACUGGAUCCUGGUCAGCCACAAGUUCCCCGCCCUCAUCUACGACUUUGUGCUGCGUCUCUCUGGACAGAAGCCGCAGAUGAUGCGCAUCUUCAACCGUCUGCACAAAGCCAUCGGCCUGCUGGAGUACUUCAGCAGUCAGGACUGGGAGUGGAACUCGGAGAACAUGAGCAUGCUGAUGGGCCAGCUCACCCCAGAGGACAGGAGGACAUUUAACUUUGAUGUGCGCCAGCUGAACUGGCCUGAGUACAUUGAGAAUUACUGCAUCGGCACCAAGAAGUACGUCCUGAAUGAAGACAUGUCUGACAUUCCUGCUGCCAGGCAGCAUCUGAAGAAACUGAGGAACAUCCGCUACACCUUCAACACCCUAUUGGUGGUUUUCAUCUGGAGAGUUUUUAUCGCCCGCUCCCAGAUGGCCAGAAACAUCUGGUACUUUGUGGUCAGCCUCUGUUUCAAGUUCCUGUCUUACUUCCGCGCAUCCAGCACCAUAACCAAGUGAGUGUUCCUCACCUCUUCAAGGCAGAGACGGCCGCCCUGGCCUUUAGCUGUCAGCAGGAUGCAACAUCUGAGACUCUGACCGUCCGUCAAGGACACUCUGAGUCUGAAUCCUCCUUUGUGUGUGGAUCAGCUGGGGGCUCUCUACAGGUGGGAGGCUGCAGUCGUAUGAAGCACUCUAAGGAGAGAAAAGAGCCAUGAAUAAUUUGUCUCGUUCGGAAAUCUAUCAUCAGUACCUGCACCGUUCACUCACCAGAAUCCGUCCAAAAAAGUAUUCAUCUUGUUGCUACAGUUUCCUUCUCAACGUGAACGCCAAUUAUAUAUGCAACAAUAAGCCUUUUGUGUGCCGUCCAUUUUCUUUUCCACAUCGUUGUUUCCAUCCACUUGAAUCUAGCUUCAUUGCCUUGCCUUAUUAUUAUGUUUUCAUACUUGAUAUAUGGCAGAGCUUCACUGGAUUUCUCUAAGAUUUUUUUGGUUCUCUGCAGUUUAACUGUGGGGAAAUCCAAUUCCUCUCUUUACUACGCAAGUGAUUUUGAUCUCUAUCUUACAUUAUGUGUAUCUACUGCCUUUCUAAGAUUACACCUUAAAAACUAACUGGUUAUCUAUCUCAAGUCUCUAAACUGAGACAAAUAUUACAUCUAAAUUCCAACUAUACAGUUCAAGACAACAGUAUCAUUAAAUAAACCAAAAAAUAUAUAUCUGUCUCCAUUAUUUACUAUCACAAAGAGAAUGUUCAUAUGUCUUUGAACAUAAACCAUGUUUGUUUGAAUGCUCAUCUGUUUGUACAGCAGUUUGUACUGAAACUAAGUUUACUACUUUUACAUCUUUAUACUUGAGUCAAAGUUUGAUAUAUGUGGUAGACCUUGGCAGUGUAAUAUAUAUAAAUAAGAGUACAUCAGAGUUGAGUUUAUUUGUUUAGCUCUGUACAGGUGGAAAAACAUUUGAAUUAAAGUUAAGUUAUAGUAGUUGGAAAUUCCAAAUAAAAUUCUGAAAGGCAUAAUGGUGAUAUAAAAGAACCAAAAUGAAGAAGUCCAAGGAAUGGGUCCAGUACAAUAUCAGUGAUUUACAUGUCCGAGAUUGUGGGUUAGAGGACCAAGCUUAGAGCAGGCAACUUAGCGGAGUAGAGAGUGGGUUCAUUUGAUGAAAAUGGAGACCUAACCCCAAGUUGUGCCGCCUGUAAAUUAGCUUUUCAAUUGAGUCACAGCGUUUAUUUCUCUUUCAACUAAUUACAGAGCUGUUGAAAAACAGGGUUUUAUAAAAAAAGAAAUUGCAGGGUAUUUAUUUAUUAGAGAAAUGUCCUGAUCUGUGAUGCUUUUACAUGAGGCACAAGCUGGAGUUGUACCUUAGGUAACAGCCAAACAAAACGUAUAUGCAACGUUAAAAUAAAGAAACUUUUGACUGAAGAUUUAUUUCUUGAGGCACGCCUCUUGUUACUGAAAAGGUAAUUAGGUCUGUUAAAUAUAUCAAAGAUCGUACUUUUAGAAAACUGCUGCUUUAAACACCUACUGCAGCAACUUUAUUUGAGUAAGAAAAGCAAGAUAUGUUCUGCUUUUGGACAGCUAGUGAACAGGACAGAGAAUGGAAGCAUUAUUACGAGUUCUUGCAAUACAGAGUUAAGUGUCAUCUGCAUAAGAGUUAGAAUUCAUGCUGAACAUUCUGACGAACAGAAGAAGUGAAAAGUAGUGGACUAAAUAUGGAGCCUUGAGGUACGCCAUACCUACCCUGAUGUGGACUACUAUUUUAAGCAAGACAAAUUGUGACCUAUUUGUUAGUCUGGACCUAAAUCACAAAAGUACUAGGUUAUAAACAAAGGAUUUAAAAUCCCUCAUGGUGUUGAAUCAAUGACCCAAGUUUGGAAAACCUGUAAAUAGUUGAAGUUCAUUUUAUUCUUUUAAACUACCAAACAUUUUAUGUGACUGUUGAUCUUUGCUUGGUGAGAGUCUUCACAGGAUUCCACCACAGAGCUUCCUACAGAGUCUACCAAAAGUGUUAAAUGUGACAGGCCAGUCCGUGUUUUACUAAACAUGAGAAAACUGUGUUGUUUUGUAUGUGGCUUGACUCUUGACUGAAUACAAAUGCAUAACAGUUACGAGCCUAAAUGGGAGAAAAAGGGACACAACUUAAUAAAUGUUUAUGCAAA
This is a messenger RNA of Notothenia coriiceps (black rockcod), 4006 nucleotides long. Its product is annotated as fatty acyl-CoA reductase 1. The record is from RefSeq and is a predicted model, not a curated record. Gene Ontology annotation, molecular function: alcohol-forming very long-chain fatty acyl-CoA reductase (NADP+) activity. Gene Ontology annotation, biological process: long-chain fatty-acyl-CoA metabolic process. Bases 185 to 1870 code for a protein of 561 amino acids. Gene Ontology annotation, cellular component: peroxisome. The transcript is spliced from 13 exons. NCBI's taxonomy places the organism in Eukaryota, Metazoa, Chordata, Actinopteri, Perciformes, Nototheniidae.